Entelurus aequoreus (snake pipefish) is the source of this 2747-nucleotide messenger RNA. It is a transcript of the gene pfkfb4b, whose product is annotated as 6-phosphofructo-2-kinase/fructose-2,6-biphosphatase 4b. The record is from RefSeq and is a predicted model, not a curated record. Gene Ontology annotation, cellular component: cytosol. Gene Ontology annotation, molecular function: fructose-2,6-bisphosphate 2-phosphatase activity; 6-phosphofructo-2-kinase activity; ATP binding. Gene Ontology annotation, biological process: fructose 2,6-bisphosphate metabolic process; fructose metabolic process. The coding region runs from base 75 to 1538 and encodes 487 amino acids. The transcript is spliced from 15 exons. Lineage: Eukaryota; Metazoa; Chordata; Actinopteri; Syngnathiformes; Syngnathidae.
GCAGCCCCACUCAGACCCCACUCAGACCCCACUGCGGGAGCAACCUUCUCCACCAGUCAGGCAGCGUAAAAAGGAUGUUAGACAAAGAGGAGUUUUUGCCGGACGCUUCCCCGCAGGAGCUGACUCAGACUCCCAUGAGGAAGAUCUGGUUGCCUGGCAAAAGCGGCCACAUAGUGCAGAGACGCGUUUGUAUGACCAACUGUCCCACCCUCAUCGUGACGGUGGGACUUCCAGCCAGAGGGAAGACGUACAUCUCCAAGAAGCUGACACGCUACUUAAACUGGAUAGGAGUGCCCACCAAAGAGUUCAACGUGGGUCAGUACCGCCGAGAGCGCGUGAAGAUCUACAAGUCCUUCGAGUUUUUCAGUCCCGAUAAUGAAGAAGGCGUCAAAAUCAGACGCCACUGUGCCAUGGCAGCUCUGAACGAUGUGCGACACUACCUGAGUGUGGAAGGAGGACAAGUGGCGGUCUUCGAUGCCACCAACACAACCAGAGAGCGAAGAGCAGCCAUUGUCAAGUUUGCAGAGCAGAACGUGUUCAAGGUCUUCUUUGUGGAGUCUGUGUGUGAAGACCCAGACAUCAUCGCACAGAACAUAGUGCAAGUCAAGCUGGACAGUCCAGACUACAUCCACUGUGACACCCAGGAGGCCGUUGAAGACUUCAUGAAGAGGAUCAAGUGUUACGAGUCCUCCUACCAGCCCCUGGACGACCUGCUGGACAGGGAGCUGUCCUACAUUAAGAUCAUGGACGUGGGCCAUCGGUACCUGGUGAACCGCGUGCAGGACCACAUCCAGAGUAGGAUCGUCUACUACCUGAUGAACAUCCACAUCACGCCGCGCUCCAUCUACCUCAGUCGCCACGGCGAAAGCGACCUCAACAUCCAAGGACGCAUCGGAGGCGACUCUGGCUUGACGGCGCGAGGCAAAGAGUAUGCCAAAUGUCUGAUGAAGUACAUUGAGGACCAGAACAUCCAGGACUUGAAGGUGUGGACCAGCCAGAUGAAGAGGACCAUCCAGACUGCAGAGUGUUUACAAGUUCCUUAUGAGCAGUGGAAGUCUCUCAAUGAAAUCCAUGCUGGUGUGUGUGAGGAGAUGAUGUAUGAGGAGAUCCAGCAACAUUAUCCUUUGGAGUUUGCCCUCAGAGACCAAGACAAGUACCGCUAUCGCUAUCCCAAAGGAGAGUCGUACGAAGACCUGGUGCAGAGACUAGAACCUGUCAUCAUGGAGCUGGAAAGGCAGGAGAACGUUCUGGUGGUUUGUCACCAGGCUGUGAUGAGAUGUCUGCUCGCUUAUUUCCUCGACAAGACUGCAGAUGAGUUGCCUUACCUGAAGUGUCCUCUGCACACCGUGUUGAAACUCACCCCUCUGGCUUACGGAUGCAAAGUGGAGUCCAUCUAUUUGGGCGUGGACGCGGUGAACACACACCGAGAGCGACCGCAGGACGACGCCUCGCUCUCGACUGGCCGACACCAGCAGAUAAACACUUUUGAAAACAACGCUGGCACUUUUCCUUUGACUCCUGCCACACCGCAUGUUUGAAGAAUGUUCUCCUCUUACCUCAUCGCCAUUCAAAACAUCAACGUGCAGCGCAGCACGGAAGACGCUCUGCAGACCAUCCCGGCGCACUUCUGAUCCUUCGCUCGAAGCCGGGAACUUCUCUCGCCGACAUGAAGACGUUAGCAACCUGAUCGGGAGCCAAAAAAAAAAAAAAAAAAAGUCACGUUUGUGCUUUGAAGUGGAUGGACUAUGAAGUUUGCAGCACUCGUGCGUUUGAGUCAUCAGCUUGUUGCACUUUUACAAAGAUAUUAGAAAAAGCUUGGAAUAUUUCUAUUUUUUCCAUGUGGUCGUCUUAUAAGCUGUGCAGUCGUCACACAGAAGGAGAAUUCAGUGACCUGUGGUGCUUCCUCAACACUACACUUGUGGAAGAAAACAUAUUUCUACUCAUUUGGGAUGACUGUGGUUGUCAGGGUGAUGACACAUAAAGGUCAACUUUGAAGGCGUAAAUUAGGGGUGUCAAAUGUGCUUCAAUAUUCUGAAAAUUAUAUACCGUAUUUUUCGGAGUAUAAGUCGCACCGGCCGAAAAUGCAUAAUAAGGAAGGAAAAAAAACAAUAAGUCGCACUGGAGUAUAAGUCGCAUUUUUUGGGGGAAAUGUAUUUGAUAAAAGCCAACAGCAAGAAUAGACAUUUGAAAGGCAAUUUAAAAUAAAGAAUAGUGAACAACAGGCUGAAUAAGUGUACGUUAUAUGAGGCAUAAAUAACCAACUGGUAUGUUAACGUAACAUAUUAUGGUAAGAGUCAUUCAAAUAACUAUAACAUAUAGAACAUGCUAUACGUUUACCAAACAAUCUGUCACUCCUAAUCGCUAAAUCCCAUGAAAUCUUAUACGUCUAGUCUCUUACGUGAAUGACAUCAAUAAUAUUAGUUGAUAUUUUACGCUAAUGUGUUAAUAAUUUCACACAUAAGUCGCACCCCCGGCCAAACUAUGAAAAAAAACUGCGACUUAUAGUCCGAAAAAUACGGUAAGUGCAUUGUAAGUUACUACACUAAUUGACACAAUUGCAAUGUUACUUUGGACUAUUUUUAGCAUCUUUGCUGUACAAAAACGGUGAAAAUAUCUCCGCCUCUUUAAUAUGUGACUUGUAGUGGAAGAUGUUUGGACAACAUGACUUAUCAUUUUCUAAAUACGUUUGUGUGUUGAAUAUUUUAAAGUGAAUUUUUAUAUCAUUAAAAAGUUGUAAAAAUGUCAAA